Messenger RNA from Trypanosoma brucei brucei TREU927, 2508 nucleotides. RefSeq lists its product as hypothetical. The record is from RefSeq and is a predicted model, not a curated record. The transcript has a single exon. NCBI's taxonomy places the organism in Eukaryota, Euglenozoa, Kinetoplastea, Trypanosomatida, Trypanosomatidae. The coding region runs from base 1 to 2508 and encodes 835 amino acids.
AUGGAGGUCGAAGAUUUCAUGGCUGUUAGUCCUUCAACGGUAGUUGAGCUGAAUGUUUCUCCAGAUAGCUCUAUGAAGAUUGUAGACUACUCCCAUAGACACAGCUUGGUUAUUUCCGAUCGCGCAAGCAGCCCUAACUCUCGCCACAGUGGUCGUGUGAGCUGUCGCUCGAGCGUUCGUGACGAGGCACAAACCUCUGACGAAUUAUUUCGGAAGCAGCGGGUCGUCCGUUGUAUGCAAAUCGAACGUGAGCGCGCGGCCCGGUCGAAGAUGGAAAGAGCUGAACAUGAUGAUUGGUUGCGCUUACGUUCUGUAGAGCGUUCCGAGGUGGUCAAGCACAUGACAGAUGAACAGAUAGUUGAGCUGCUGCAGCGCGAGGCCAGGGAGAUUGAGAGGGAACGACUGGAGGCGGAGGAAGCUAUUCGGCGUGGGGUAGAAGAGGCUGCCGCCCGUCAGAGACAGAGAACAAGCCAAAACCUGAACAACCGUAGCAGCACCGAGUUUUCACACCGCGGGGGGCAAAGACCACUGGCGUCAGAUAUAGCCAAUCGAACUUGUACGGACAGUGGGGAUACCGUUGGUGACCGGAUGAGGGCUUCAGCAGAUAUCAAAUCGGUGACAAAGCUAUUAGGCCCGCAAAGAGCGGGAACGGAGGCAGGGUCGAAGGCAUUGACUAAACCGUCAACCGCAGCGGUGGGGAAGUUUCCCCAGGCACUGGCGACGGCAGCUGACGUGCAUUUAACUUCUGGAGACAAGCUUACUCCCAAAGGGAGCACAACCCACGUUCGAGGGGAUGAGCCUCCCGGCGCCAAUAACUCCGCUACCACUACAACAGCUCCAGUGACUGAUGUCGCAACCUCAACGAGGUCCAGGCCGGAGCGUUUAAGUGAUAUUGUGACAAAGUUGCAGCGGGCGCAAGAGGAUGCCCUCGCGCUGAGGGGAGAAAUGAAGAGCCUCAAACAGGCUCAACAAGAGGCGGAGAUGAGGUUUCGGGUGGAGUCGGAACGAGCGGACAAUGAGGCUAAGGCGAAGCGGAUGUUUGCCAAACGAGCAGACACGUACAAAGCAAGUGUAGAGGAGUUGCAGAGAAAGACAGCUGAAGUGGAGGCGGAACUUCGAACGCUAAGGCAGAGGGAGACAAGGAAUCAGACAAUGCAGAAAGUAAAGGAUGAACUAAAGAUGGCAACGGAACAAAUUAGAGCACUUGAAGAAGAGAACAAAGAUUUGAAAGACAGACAGCAGGAACUGUACAAUGAGAAUGCGAGGCUUUCGUCCAAUGUCAGAAGGAUAUCUGGCGCGUCGCAAGGCGAGUUGCUCCCUGAAUUUGAAGGCAUUUUCGAAGGCGUAUCAGGCGAUAUGAACGCUUCCGGGUCGGAAAUGGGGAACACGGGACAAGACAGAGAGGCUCUGGGUUCUUUUGUUGUUAAAUACAACAUGUUGGUCGAUCAGUUCGAAGAACUUCAGAGGCAAUCUGCCGAGCAGCAACUGGAAAUACAGCGCAUUAUCUCUGAGAACAAAGGACUUAAGAACCGAUCUCAAGGGCAGCCCCCUGCGGCAUCGAAACGCCAACCGGUUUCCGAAGCAACCGUGAGGUCGGAAGGAGCGUCCGGCGACGGAAAGGAAAUGGAGCAUCUGAGGUGGGAGGCGAGGAAGUACAAACAAGAAGCGAUUGAAACCCGCAAGGAGCUAAAGGCACUAAAAGAGUCUUCCGAAAACGAAAUUUCAUCUCUGAAGGAAUGGUGUGAACGGCUGAAGGUGAAGUGCAAACGGCAGACGGAUGACAUCAAGAAGUAUAUGUCGCAAAAUAAGGCUGUGGAUGCAACCAAGGGUGAAACAAAAGAGAAGAGCCCAGACACUGCUGAAGAUGUCGAUGGAGCAAAGGCGGCAUGUGCCGCUGAGGUCGGUCGGCUUCAGGAUGAGAUUUUGCAACUGCGUUCGCGUCUAAGCGAAAGCACAAAGAAGGAGCAGGCCGCCAUUUCCCUUGCUGAGUCACUAAAAAGGGAAAAAGUCGACCCUUACAGUCGUGACAAAAGGAAGGAGGAGGAACUCCAGAGGCAAGUUGAUACACUUACUAGGACGGUGAAAGAACGGCGAGAAGCGGAAGCUCGGUGGAAAGAGUCACAGCAAGCCACUGAGAAUGAAUUGAAGAGUCUUCUGGCGGAACUUACGGCCAGCCACAAGACAAUAGAAAAUUUAAAGCACGAAGUGAGCUCGCUGCGAGAGGAACAAAAGGCAUGUACCCCUUUGAAGCAGGAGCACAGUGACGAAAAUGCUGAGUUGCGGUCGACUGUCACAGCUAUCAAUACAGAAAAUGAGGAGCUACGUGAGAAAAUAGCAACUCUCCAGAAGGAGCUUGAAGAGUUGAGGCGAAGGUAUAUUGAUUUGGAGAGGGAAGCUGAGGAACGCAAUGCCAAUGCUCAGAAGGAAAUUAACGAACUCAGGCGUGAGAAUGAAAACUUGAGGCGUCCCCCUGCAACCAAGGUCAAUAGCAACAAAUGUUGCCAAUAG